Messenger RNA from Zootoca vivipara (common lizard), 2226 nucleotides. RefSeq lists its product as uncharacterized. Lineage: Eukaryota; Metazoa; Chordata; Lepidosauria; Squamata; Lacertidae. The record is from RefSeq and is a predicted model, not a curated record.
UAGAUACUAGUAGCGCUACAACAAAGAUGGAUUCCACAACUCCCACAUCUGAAUCCACUACAAUGGCAGAAACUACCAUGUCCGAAACCACUCCAACUACAAUUACACCAACGACUUUAGAUACUAGUAGCGCUACAACAAAGAUGGACUCCACCACUCCCACAUCUGAAUCAACUACAAUGGGAGAAACUACCAGGUCCGAACCCUCUCCAACUACAAUUUCACCAACGACUUUAGAUACUAGUAGCGCUACAACAAAGAUGGACUCCACCACUCCCACAUCUGAAUCAACUACAAUGGGAGAAAUUACCAGGUCCGAAACCUCUCCAACUACAAUUCCACCAACAACUUUAGAUGCUAGUAGCCCUACAACAAAGAUGGACUCCAGAACUCCCACAUCUGAAUCCACUACAAUGUCAGAAGCUACCACUGCUGAAACCACCCCGACCACAGUCAUUCUCACAACUGAAGUUAACAGUAGUGCUACAACCAAGUUGGCAUCAUCAACUCUAAAAUUUGAAUCCACUACAAUGUCUGAAACUACCACUUUUAGAACCUCCCCAGCUACAGUCAUAUCAACAACUGAGGCAGGUCGUUCUACUACAGCAACGAUGAACUCUGGACGUCCAACGUCUGAAUCCACUGUAAUGCCAGAAGCUACCAGUUCUAAAACCUCCCCAACGACAGUUAUGCCUACAACUUUAGAUAUUAGUAUCACUACAACAAAGGUGGUCUCCAUAAGUCCCAAAUUGGAAUCUACUACAACGCCAGAAGCUACCACCCCUGAAACCUCUCCAGGUAUAGUCAUAUCAAGAACUGAUGCAAGCAGUACUACUACAGCAAUGAUGGACUCCACAACUCCCACAUCUGAAUCAACUACAAUGGCAGAAACUACCAUGCCCGAAACAUCCCCAACUGCAAUUACACCAAUGACUUUAGAUACUAGUAGUGCUACAACAAAGAUGGACGCCACAACUCCCACAUCUGAAUCCACUGCAACGCCAGAAAUUACCAUUCCUGAAACCUCUCCAACUACAGUUACACAGACCAUUUUAGAUAGUACUACAGCUACAAUGAAGAUGGAGUCCCCAACUCCCCAACUAGAAUCUACUACAAUGCUUACAACGAUCUCUCGCGAAACUGCCCCUGUUACAGUCACAGCAAGAACUGAAGCUAGCAGUGGCGCUUCAACAGUUUUGGACUACACAACUCCCCUAACUGAACCCACAAUACCUGAAACAACCAUUUCUAAAACAUCCCCAAGUACCGUCAUAACAACAACUGUAGUUGGUAUUAUUGCUACAACAAAGUUGAAGUCAACAACUCUCAAAUCUGAGUCCACUGCUACACCUGAAACAAGCAACCCUGAAACCUCUGCAGCUAGUACAAGUAGUACUUUUACAGCAGCGUUUAACUCAACUGUGACUGAAAGAACCUCUCCUGAAACCUUUACAACUACCGUUAUAUCAUCAACUGCACUUAGCAGUUCUGCUACAACAGAGUUGGGAUCAACAACUCCCUCAUUUGACUCCACCACAACACCUGAUGCAACCUCUCCUCAAGGCACAAGUACCUCAAUGCUGAAAACAGUUCAAACCACCUUUGGCAGUGUUCCUACAACAGAGCUGAAAUCAGCAGCUCCCCUGUUGGAAUCCACAACCCCAUCUGCUGAAGCCGCUCCAAGCACUCUUACACCAACAACAGCUGGAACCGCUCCCACUGGGACAUCUGGUGCCAAUGGUGUGUCUACCGCAAAAUCAGCCGCAGGAACGUCUCAGUCAGCUAUCACUACUGCUGCAGGAAAUGAAUUCCCACAAUGGGCUCUUCCUCUCCUCCUGGGCCCAGCCGUUGUGCUCUGUGUCGUGCUCCUGAUGUGCAUCGGAUGCAUGGUCAUCUACUGCCUUCAAAAUCCUGUGUCUGGGUCUUACAACAUAUACCAAACACACUUUAUGCGCCAGAGCAUCCAAGAUUUCAGAUGGAGGAGGAACAACAGCCAACAGAGGGUUCAGGAGUCCCUGGAUUGUGAAGAUAUCAGCCAGAGCAGAAGCGGUUCCAACAAUUACGGCUUCUUAUAGCAAGGGUCUCUGAUGUCUUCCUGGCCCACUUUCUGUGCUGACUUGGUUAAACCUUCAGUAUCAGGUGAUAAUUUAUUGAGAAUCUAUUAUGGUUAUCAAUACCCCAACACACAUAUUUAUUAUUAUUAUUAUUGUUAUUGUUAUUGUUAUU